Messenger RNA from Hyposmocoma kahamanoa, 363 nucleotides. Its product is annotated as protein GVQW3-like. Lineage: Eukaryota; Metazoa; Arthropoda; Insecta; Lepidoptera; Cosmopterigidae. The transcript has a single exon. The coding region runs from base 1 to 363 and encodes 120 amino acids. The record is from RefSeq and is a predicted model, not a curated record.
AUGACGGAUCCGUUAGAACAGAGGUACGCAGUGAAAUUUUGUGUUCUACUCGGCAAAAAUACUGUGGAAACCAACGAGAUGAUUAAACAGGCCUUCAAGGACAAAGCCUUGUCCGAAUCCUCGGUCAGGAAGUGGCACAAGAUGUUCCGUGACGGAAGGGAAGAGGUGACCGACGAAGCCCGCUCUGGUCGUCCUUCAACAUCGCGGACCGACGAGAACGUUGACCGUGUGCGUCAGCUUCUCAACGAGGAUCGUCGUCAAGGAGUGCGGUUGAUAGCACAGACCCUCAACAUCGCCAAGUCGACCGUGCAUCGCAUCGUGACCGAGGAGUUGCACAUGCGCAAGCUACGACGAGGGCGCUGA